UGUGUCCCCGCGGCAGCAAGUCCAUUUCCCGGGGCGGAGGCCCCUGGGUUUUCCUGUUACCAGCACCAGCCGUGUUAGGCGUUUCCUGAGCUGCUCGUACCCCUGCCCCCCAUCCCCCGCACGGCCUCCCCGGUCCUGGAGCCCCCCCUCCCGCCUUGCCGGGGGUCGUGGGAUUUUACACGUAAUGUUUAGGCCACAGAGCCCAGCCUUGUGCUCGCUUCCUCCCGUCAGACCCCAUCUAGCCCCCGGGGGAGUCUGGGGUGAGGCGUUGGCUUCCGCGUUCACUUUCACCCCUUCCUUCCACCUGCCCUUUCCCGGCGCCCUUCGCGGUGGUACCCAGCAUUGCGGCCUGUUCUGAACAGUGGGCAUGUGGUUCUCAUGUUUACUCGGGGUAAUACUUGCGAGAAAACUGUCAUUGAAGAAAUAAAAGUGGCCCAUCAGCUACUGACCCUUGUGCUCCGCAUCUUUGUUCGUGCUGGCGGCUCUGGGAGCUCUUGGUGUCUUGUGAGGCCAUAAGCUUCUAAUGAGGCGCGUGUUUUGCCUCAGGAGGAACAUGUUCUAGCUGAAACUUUCAUUCAUUCAUUCAAACCUUCCUGAGUGGAGGACCUCGGAGUAAACGUGAACACGGGGUGAGAGCACUGCUCUGGGGCGCGCAAGCUGGACAGGAAGGUCUGCUGUGACCGAGGCUUCACUCCCUGGCCGGGGCCAAACUCCGGCCUCAGUCUUGAUGGAGCUGAGACUUAACCCCCUGCGCCACCCGGGAGGCCCUUCCCCUCUUCAUCCCACUGCCAGUGCCUCCGCUUGGUGGCCCUGGUGUCCGUGUCUGCUGCCUGCCGUGGAGCGGUGGCGGGGGCUCUGUGCCCCUUUUCUUCCCUCCUGGAACUUGACGGCAUUUUGUGUUGUUAACCUAGCUGAGAGAAGUGAUGAAAAAUACAGUAGUGGUAAGAGAACUGUGUGGUAUGUCAACAUGAGGGACGAUGAGAUACCAAAUAAAAAUAUACACAACUGCUGAAGAGUGUUACAGGGAAUAAAGUGUAACUAACAUGGACUUGUAAAUGUUACAUUCCCAGAAAAGUAGGACGAGCACUAUAUAAAAAGCCACAAAAGCCCAUCCCACAGCUGCAAGUGGCCUGGCAGAAGCAUUUCAUGUAAAAUUUUGCUGUGUCUUGCCCCAGCAGCUGCUUGUGUUAAGGCCACACCUGAAGCCACCGCACUUCUUCCCCGAAUGAGUGACGACUGUCUCUAAUAGACGAGGAAUUUCUCCUUAACCGCGGCACCUCGUGUGUCAAUAAAGCCGAUCUCUGUGUGUUCUCCAGCACGAUACAGUCUUCGGUUUUUCCUAUUAGAUGUUUUGAAAGAUUUGUUUAAAGAAUUAGGAAAUGAUUUAUCUGUUAUCACAGUGCAAUGUUCUCAUUUAUAAGAACCAAAAAUGUGGUUUUUCAGGUAACCCAAGUAUAUUUCUCCUCUAGUUGGUCUUCACAGAGCUGCUAUCCCACAGCUCCCAGAACUUGGAAUUUCCUGAGCCAUUAAAACAAAGGGGGCAUCUUUUGUCUCCCAACUGACCGGACCCUUGGAAUUUCCUGAGCUGUUGGAGCAACAGGGGCAUCUCUAGCCUGAUGUUUGUUCUCUUGUCCUCGGUUCCCGAGAAAGCUUCAGAGCCCUAGACGGAUACAAGCCGUGAGUCCUGUACGUUUCUCAGCAGUAGCCUUUCUUCUGUCCCUUCGCAUGAAGCCAGAGCCGUGUACACCGUCCUGAUACUGUGCAGGAUCCGGACGCCGGUGACCGCGGACGCCGUGCGGAGCGGUGGGCGCCGCGCAGGUGGGUCUGACGCCCGCGCAGUCCGAUGGCAGAGGCCGCGCCGCGGGAGCCAGCUCAGGGCGGCGUGACCUUCGAGGACGUGGUGGUCUACUUCUCCUGGGAGGAGUGGGGGCUCCUGGACGAGGCCCAGCGAUGCCUGUACCACGACGUGAUGCUGGAGAACUUCGCGCUCGUCACCUCGCUGGGGUGUUGGUUCGGAAUGGAGGACGAAGAGGGAGUUUCCGUGCAGAGCGUUUCGCUAGAACAGAUGUCCCUGGGCAGGACGCCCCCGUGUGAGAAGUGCGUCCUGGUGGGGAGAGACGCUUUGGAGCUGCCGGAGUACCAAGGGUCGCCCCCAGGGCAGAAGCCCUCCACCUGGGAGGCGUGCGGAAAGCACCCGUGGCUCAGCCCAAGCCCUGGCCAGCACCGGAAGCACAACGAAGAGAAGCCAUUCAGGAGCGAGGUGGAGAGGGCCUCGUCGGGGACCAGCUGCCAAUUCCACGUGCCGGACGGCCCCUUCACCCUCGGGGAGGUCGGGAAGGACGUCCUGGCCAUGUUGAGUCUGCUCCAGCAUCAGGCCUCUCUCAGAGGGGCAGCGCCACACAGCGGCUUCACGUGCUGGGAGGCCUUUGAUCCCGGGAAAAGUCGCCACAAGCUCAGUGAAUACGGGAAAUCAUUCGGCUGCGAAUACACACUGUGCCAGCAUCAGCAGCCUCCCGCGGGAGAAGGGUACUGUGAAGGCUACUACGCCCGUGCCGACGCGGAGAAACCGUUUGACCAAAGCUCCGUCCUCCGCAGCUGCCAGAAGGUCAGCGCAGCAGCGACGUCUUACGAGUGCAGCGAUUGUGGGAAAUCCUUUAGCCAAAGCUACAACCUCCUUCAGCACCAGAAAAUUCACAAUGGAGCAAGGCCUUACGUGUGCAGUGUCUGUGGGAAAGCCUUCACCUACAAAUUCAGACUGGCCCAGCACCUGCAGAUUCACACUAGAGUCAAGCCUUACGUGUGUAGCGAAUGUGGGAAAUCGUUUAGCUACAGUUCCUCCCUCAUCAAACACCAGAGAAUGCACACUGGAGCAAAGCCUUACAAGUGUGGUGAGUGUGGGAAUUCCUUCAGCCAAAGCUCCAACCUCAUUCAACAUCAGAAAAUCCACAGUGGAACAAGACCUUAUAAAUGCAGCGAAUGUGGAAAGACCUUCAGCUACAAAUGCAAACUCGCCCAGCACCUGCGGAUUCACACUGGAGAAAGGCCUUACGAGUGUCGUGAGUGUGGGAAAUCCUUUUGCCACAGCUCCACUCUCAAUCAGCAUCAGAGGAUCCACACCGGAGCCAGACCUUUUAAGUGUGAUGACUGUGAGAAAUCCUUUAGCCAGAAGUCCAACCUGAUUCAGCACCGGCGGGUUCACACAGGAGAAAGACCCUAUGAGUGUGGAGAGUGUGGGAAAUCCUUUAGCCAAAGCUCCCACAUCAUUCAACACAGAAAGCUUCACACCAGAUAGCAACCUCAUGAAUGCAGCAGCUGCGGGGAGACCUUGAGCCGGCGCCCUGCUGUCCGUCAGCCUGGAAACUUCCCAGCCCAGAUCUACGCUCGUCACGCAGCAAACCGGGGGCAGCUUUCCUCAAAACACCUAAUCUCAUUCCGCCCCAGGAUGUCCGCGCGGGGGAGAGGCCGUACACCUGCAGGGAGUCAGUCUGGUGAGGGAGCCCUCUGCCGGAAGUGGAACCUUCCAUGACUGAACUGCGCGUCCGCUGCGGGAACUCCCCUGCUGUAGGUGUGUGGAGCCUCGCUGCGUUCUGCCUGCCGGUCCCCGUGCCUGAAAUGGCCCUGCAGACGCCACCUCGCAGGUGCGGUCCGCGUGCCGGGCACCCCGGGGUGAUCGGGGAGGGCGGCCGUGUCUGUUGCCUCUUCCGUUCCCUGGAGAACAUCAUGAAAAUUCUGGGACUUGCGGGUGGCAGGGAGGAGGCUGGUUCCCUCCUCCCUGACUCAUUAGGACGGGAUCCUGACGCAGGCUUGGCCGAGACCAGUCUGGCUACUGCUGAGUGACUUGACACAAAUGUUUACCUUCUUCCAGUCCUAACCUGCGUGGUUGCCACAGGCCUCCUGGGGCCAGCGGCGGGCUGUGGUCAGGAUGUGUGCUCCAGAGGCCAGGAUUUCUGUGCGCCCAUGGUGACCCUGACGGGGAGGGUGUGGUUGUCAUGACAACCUCUAGUGCUUCCUUGAGAAGUAUAAAUUGGUUCCCUUUUCCCAGGGAAGUCACGUAAUGCUGCGCUCUAGUGCAGGGAAGCUGUUCCCCAGGCACUUCAAAGGAAACAUGUGCCUUCGUGUCUAAAUUUUGAUUUUUUUGGUGUUAGUGGUUCUAAGACUGCAGGAGCCAGACUGAAGCCAGCGUUCGAGCAGCAGCACUGCGUGUGGUUAAGGUGCCCUGGCGCCUGCAGCGGCUGAGAGCUUGUCUCCCCUGGAGGCGCUUCCGCACUUGCUCCCGGGACGGGCUGUGCGGGGUGAGUGUACACUCCAGCCUGUUCUCUCCCCAGACAGCGGAGGCCGUGUCAGCGCGAAUAAAGCUGUCCGGUGGCCGCUGGAAAAGGAGACUAGGCUGCAGGGGGAGCCUGUCGUCCAGGCGUGUAACUUUCCCGCGCCAGCCGUCGUUUCUGAUUCACGCAGAAACGGUCUUGUCUGUCUUUCCUGCCACGGGUGCAGGGUUGCCCAGCGCCUGAGGGGAGAGAUGGUGGCGUCGCUACGGGCCUCCUCAGCGUGGUUCUGAGUAGCAGGCGUCCCAGACUUCUCUCGGAACCAUUUUUUAAAGUUCUGUUGAGGUGUAACUGACACGCUGUGGCCGCGCAGACUGCAGCUGUGCAGUGUGGUUGGGUUCCACAGAGACAGGCACCCACGGAAGCAUCGAAUCAUAAUUGAACAUAAUUCCCUUGUGCUCUUUCUGAGUCUUGCUCUCCAUUGACCACUGUUGAUUCACUCUCACAGUAAGUUAGUAUUUUAUAGACUUUUCUAUGAUUGGAAUUAAAAAUGUUUACUUUUUUAAACCGGUUUCCUUCAUGCUGCAUUCUUUUCAUUGCCGAGUACUGUUCUGCUGUAUCGUGUCCCCACCUACCUGUUCAUGGACAUUUGACUUGUUUUCCAGUUUGGGGCCAUUAUAAAUAAAGCUUCACAUGUGUGAAAAACAGAAAGGAAUGUGUGAUGGAGUCUUAUGAGCCCUUUCCAGUAUUCCAUCAUAACCCCAGGGUUCUUAACCGUGGAAUGUGUAACCACUCCUAAAAGGACUCGUAAGUCCAGUAAUUAUCACAAAAACUUUACAUAUAGUAACAAUGCCCUUUUUUUUAGCUACAGUGAGAAAUAUUUUUGAAGGCACAUUAAUUGCAUUCAGCUUCCCAAGGGUGGAACUGGCAGAGUGGUAAACCGGUUGUGUCACGUGACACAGGUCUUUAAGGUUGAGGUUUGCAGAGGUAGAGACCUGCAGAUGGGAACUCGGACAAGACUCAGCACAAGUGUUCAGAUCAAAGACGGGAAGCUGCUUUCUGUUUAUGAUAAAAGGGUUACCUCCAAGUAUGGUACUGUGAAUUGUAAAACAUGGAUGAGGCUCCAGAGAGCACGGCACAAUUAAAAGCACAAAAACAAAAUUAAGUUUUUGUGAAGCAAUAGGUACA
This is a messenger RNA of Talpa occidentalis (Iberian mole), 5450 nucleotides long. Its product is annotated as zinc finger protein 211-like. Lineage: Eukaryota; Metazoa; Chordata; Mammalia; Eulipotyphla; Talpidae. The record is from RefSeq and is a predicted model, not a curated record. The transcript has 5 exons. Gene Ontology annotation, molecular function: DNA-binding transcription repressor activity, RNA polymerase II-specific. Gene Ontology annotation, biological process: negative regulation of transcription by RNA polymerase II. Bases 1844 to 3292 code for a protein of 482 amino acids.